GGGCAGUUUGUUUCGCCGAGCGGCAGGCGUUGACCAACGCAACCGCAACCGCAACUACAACCACGCAACCACAACUCGACAUCGCUCCCCACCAUCCCAACUUCCCAACCGCGCUGGAUUUUCACUGGAUGCUGGUGUAUGCACGAGGGCUCGAGCUCGAGCUCGAGCUCGAGCUUCCUGUUUCCGGGCUCUUGGUUUGGUCUUCUUGGCUCACCGUUUCCCAACUUCCUCCCAACUCGUUGAAUGGUCCACAGAUGCAUUCGAGCAGCUUGCUAGGUGCCUACGGAAGAAAACUCUACUCAAAAAGAAGCUUCGCCUGUCCCGAGCUUUGCGAUCCCAAUUACAACCUCGAUGAUCUUCCGAUCACUGCACUACGCACGGGCGGCCGCUCUGGUGCCAUAGGGAAGCGAUCUUCCCGCGUGCCCGCUAGAACCUGCUGGCCAGCCAUGACUUUCAAUGGUGCACCAGACUUUGCCCCAAUGGGGGCUUGCAGACGAACGAACCACUGCAGCGCACAGAAGGCUAACGGGAUGAUCAAUGAAACCUGGGGUUGUACCUGGGGUCGCCUCCGCCGCCGCCGCCGCCGCCAGCACGCUUCCGUGUGGCCCCGCUUGCGACCCGUCUCAGUUCGGGCCUCGGGAUCAUAUCGUCUCCAGACCCGGCCAAGCGCCGGCAGCUGUUGUCGAUUGGUCCCCCGGUCACCUCAACACCAUAAGGCUGUUUCAUCCAACGCCCGCGAAAUGAUCGCAACGCUACCUGCCUCUUCCGACGAAGGGAAAAAAACUUACUUUAGGCGGUUAAAGAGAGCGCCCUGCCCGAGGCAGCGCCGCAAUCCUACGAGAUGCCGUGUCUCUCGGCCUUUGUUCCCGAUUAUCAACCCGGAGGUUGGCGGUAAUUCUGAGGCAAUCCUUCCCUUCUGGAUUCAGUCCUAUUCCUCAGUCUCGUUCCUGGUCACUUGCUCGCCCACUGUUGGUGAUGCUUCUGAUGCAAUCCUCUCAAGCUGUUGCCCGUGCCUCCCUGGCAUGCCUUCCAUGAGGAGCAGUUGAUGGCAUUCGAUCACCAUUGGCAGCCAUGGCCGGCUGUGUGUGUGAAGUGUGCUGGGACGGGUGCAUGCCGGCCGUGCUGCGCCGUAACCACGUUUUUUACUUAAUUAUCAGACUCGCGCCGUAUGCAUCUGCAGUUUGCAACGCUGCGAAUUGUCGAAUUGGAGCAGUCAAGUGCCGUUGUCCUGCCUCGUCGUGUCGUGCUUAGCAGCGGCUCAAUCUCAAUUUGCUGCUCUUCACCGCGGGGACUUUUUCCGUCUAGAUUUUUUUUCUCGUCUCGCUGCAGAUCUGGUGUCACCGCUCUCAAGUCAACC
Molecule: messenger RNA, 1357 nt
Organism: Lasiosphaeria miniovina
Lineage: Eukaryota; Fungi; Ascomycota; Sordariomycetes; Sordariales; Lasiosphaeriaceae
Exons: 5
Coding region: 129-1046 (305 amino acids)
Source: RefSeq, a predicted model, not a curated record